This is a messenger RNA of Rhinocladiella mackenziei CBS 650.93, 1725 nucleotides long. RefSeq lists its product as uncharacterized. Bases 1 to 1725 code for a protein of 574 amino acids. The transcript has a single exon. Lineage: Eukaryota; Fungi; Ascomycota; Eurotiomycetes; Chaetothyriales; Herpotrichiellaceae. The record is from RefSeq and is a predicted model, not a curated record.
AUGACCAGCAUUGUCGAUCUCGAGAUUGAAAUUCUCGCCAGCAUCUUUGAAUACGUCGAUGACCAGUCCCCUCGAACCACUCGAGCUAUCGCUCAAACCAACAAAUAUUUCAACUCCGCAGUCCAACUCAUCCGUCAUCGUCGCAAGACUCUUUGCUGGAACCAACAUCAUUUAGACUGCGUCUCUUCCAACGCUCGGACCUCAGGCCAAUGGCUCUCUCCAGAACUCCUUCGCGGCCUACGCCACCUGACAAUCCAACGAGGUGUUGGUGCGUUACAUCCAAUAAAUUCUCCUGCGCUCUCCAACUUGAAAGAUCUCUUGGUUGAAGCCGGAAACCUCAAAUCCCUGACUUGGGAUGUUGGCGCUCCUCCACCAUAUGAGAUUAUUCAAGCGUUGCAAACACAUCAUCCAAAGGCAGAGCUCAAAGUUCGUCGGGUUCAACGAGACACUUCCUAUCCAGAACCGGUCGAGUCAGAGAAAGCCCUUGCCGCAUGUCCUUGUUUGACUGCGUUUUCCAUGCAAAUCUCUUUCAGUACACAUCGUCUUGAGCGCGACCAAGUCGCCUUUCAGAAUAUCAUUUCGUCCGCGCCGAAUUUGAGAUUCGCAUCCCUCAUCUCCUUUGGCCUUCAUCGCGACAUCAUUGAACGAUGGGCUGCGGAGGAUACGUCCCCCAAGAAACCCAACUCUUCACUGCGUCACUUGACGCUGGAUGGUUGGCCUUUGUCAGAUCAAACGCUAAACUACUGGUCUCGCUACGUCAAUCUCUCAACCCUCGAGAGCUUCAAAUGUAGUCGAGGGGUCCUUUCGGCCUCCUAUUUCCAAGGUGCUGGUGAGAUGUUGACCGGUCUCAAACACAUCAGCUUGAAUCUUGGCACAUCCAACUGCCCGGAAGGAACUGCAAAAGCAGCACAAAACUACAUCGCGACUUGUUCGCCCCUAUCAUCUUUGAGUUUAUGGUCUUGGAUGGGUAAAAUGUCACUUUUCACCAUUCUCCAUCGCCAUGGACCCACUUUGGAAGAAUUACAUCUUCACGAGAGGGAAGACACACUUCAAACCGAAGAUCGAGUCUUGUCAUUGAAAGAGAUCGAAUUGAUUCGAACUUCUUGUCCAAAUCUGAAAUCGUUUACCUUCGAUCUUGAGCGGAAAUCGAAAGAUCUGAAACUUGAAGACUAUCAAGAGAUUCUGGAGGAGCUCAAGAAGUCCAAGCUGGACAAAAUCCAAAUCUAUCUUGACUGCGGGCUAGCUUACAUGUUAGCUCGCGACGAACAAGACGGCGAUGCGGAUGACGACGACGAGGAUGACGAUGACCAGGACAACGACAGGAACGCGCGAAACGCCAACGCUAGACUCCCCUCGAAUAGUUGUGGGGGCAAUUUCGACUCUCGCAAAAUGAAUCCUAUCACAUUCACUGUUGAGCCCGAGCACAAUCGCACAGUGACGCUUCACCCACCAUCUUCGACCAAUGAUAUCUGCGAUUUCGUCGUCAAAGCAUGGAAAUUCCUCUUCGGAACUCAAUCUACGGGGGGAAGACAGCUGGACCUCAAGUUUGGCGAGUGGGAGCGCAAGCACGUACCGAUCUUCCUUCCCUUUGGUGGUCGACCAAACGGAGAUUUGAGGGUUUGGUGCCGGGUCAAACCUCAUGAACGUGAUGAUAAAGUGGGAGAGUGUGACGUCGAGAUUAAGUGUUGCGGCGGUAAGCAUUGGAAGAAAUUUACUAGCGAUUAG